Molecule: messenger RNA, 1938 nt
Organism: Gavia stellata (red-throated loon)
Lineage: Eukaryota; Metazoa; Chordata; Aves; Gaviiformes; Gaviidae
Gene: GAL3ST4
Product: galactose-3-O-sulfotransferase 4
Exons: 3
Coding region: 1-1212 (403 amino acids)
Biological process (GO): glycolipid biosynthetic process
Cellular component (GO): membrane
Molecular function (GO): galactosylceramide sulfotransferase activity
Source: RefSeq, a predicted model, not a curated record
AUGAAGCUGCCACCCGCCUGCUGCCGGCUCCAGACGCUGGGGGCUGCCCUGGGGGUCUGCGUCACCAUCGGCUUCACGGUGCAGCUCCUGGGGGGGCCGUUCCAGCGCAGGAUCCCAUCGCGUGUCCUCAGGACCCCCGUGGCCCCCGCUGGCCGCCCCCCGGCGCCCUGCCAGCCCCGCACCCACCUGGUGUUCCUGAAGACCCACAAGACGGGGGGCAGCAGCGUGGUCAACCUUUUGCACCGCUUCGGGGAGGCACGGGGGCUGCGCUUCGCCCUGCCCCACCGCUACCAGUUCGGGUACCCCAGCCCCUUCCGGGCCGAGCGGGUCAAGGGGUACCGCCCAGGGGGACCUCCCUUCGACAUCAUCUGCCACCACAUGCGCUUCAACCUCACCGAGGUGCAGAAAGUGAUGCCCAACGACAGCUUCUACUUCUCUAUCGUGCGGGACCCGGGCACGCUGGGCGAGUCAGCCUUCGCCUACUACCGGGCUGUGGCACCGGCCUUCCGGCGGGCCCCCUCGCUGGCCGCCUUCCUGGCGGCCCCGGGGCGCUUCUACGAGGCCAGGGCACGGGGCAACCACUACGCCCGCAACCUGCAGUGGUUCGACUUCGGGCUGCCGGCGGCGGCGGGGGACGGGGAUGGGGCAGCGGUGGCGGCAGCGCUGGCAGGGCUGGAGCGGACCUUCGCCCUGGUGCUGCUGGCCGAACACUUCGACGAGUCACUGGUGCUGCUGCGCGAGGCCCUGUGCUGGCCCGAGGAGGCCAUGGCCGCCUUCGCCCACAACGGCCGCCCCGCUGAGGAUGUCCCCCGCGUCUCGCCCACCCAGGCCGCCCGCCUGCGGGCCUGGAACAGCCUCGACUGGGCGCUCUACGCCCACCUCAACCGCUCCUUCUGGCGCCGGGCCGAGGCCUUCGGGGCCGCCCGCCUGCAGGAGGAGGUGGCCCGCCUGCGCCAGCACCGUGCCGCCCUGGCCCGCCGCUGCCUGCGGGGUGGCGGACCCCUGCCCGCCCGCGCCAUCCCCGACGGCCGCCUCCGCCCCUUCCAGCCCCCCGGCCGGGCUCAGAUCCUGGGGUACGCCCUACGGGCUGGGCUGCCCCCCGCCGAGCGGGAGCGCUGCGCUCGCCUUGCCACCCCCGAGCUGCAGUACAAGGACAUCCUUGACCGGCGGCAGUUUGGGGGGGUCAACGCAUCCGUCCCACCCGGGGGGUAGCACGGGGGGCUGUAACAGCGACGUGCGGCCCAGGAACGGCGCCGUGCCUUGGUUUACCUGGACCAGGCAACGGGCCCCCUAACCCUGAUGGGGAUCAGAGUCCCCCCAUGGAACCACUUUGUGCCUCGGUUUACCUGCUGUGGGUAAUGCUGCCCCCCCGCCCCCGCAGUCUAAUAGGGAUUGGGGUCCCCCCACGGUACAGCUCUAUGCCUCAGUUUACCUGGGCUGAUAACGAACACCCCUAACCCUGACACGGAUCGGGGUUCUCCCACGGUACCACCCCGUGCCUCGGUUUACCAGGGCUGGGUAAUGGUCCCCUGCCCCAGUGGGGAUCAGGGUCCCCCCAUGGUACAGCUCCGUGCCUCAGUUUACCGGGGCCGGGUAAUCGUCCCCUGCCCCGGUGGGGAUCAGGGUCCUCCCAUGGUACAGCUCCGUGCCUCAGUUUACCGGGGCCGGGUAAUGGCCCCCCGCCCCGGUGGGGAUCAGGGUCCUCCCAUGGUACAGCUCCGUGCCUCAGUUUACCGGGGCCGGGUAAUCGUCCCCUGCCCCGGUGGGGAUCAGGCCCCCCCAUGGUACAGCUCCGUGCCUCAGUUUACCGGGGCCGGGUAAUGGUCCCCCGCCCCGGUGGGGAUCAGGCCCCCCCAUGGUACAGCUCCGUGCCUCAGUUUACCGGGGCCGGGUAAUGGUCCCGCGCCCCGGUGGGGAUCAGGCCCCCCCCAGGUGCAC